GUUCUAAGCUUUUAGCCAUUUCGAACUCUAAAAAACCAACUGUCAUUAGAUGAUUCUUUGAAUUCUUCUGCUCAUGCAGUGUUCAACUUAAUCGCCUCCCCGAACAAGCUAAGUCAGCCUAACUUUGCACAAAUGGAUGGAACUACACAAGAACACUACAAUUCCAAUAAGAACCAUGAAAACUUUGUUCUCCAAGUUUCAAAAACAAAGUUUAACCCCCCAAAAAAAAUAUAAAUAAAUAAAUAAAGGAAAAGUUAACGCAUGGUUUUGCCCGCCAACCUGAAGUGUCUUGAAAUUUGAGGCGGAGACCGUACGUAUAACAAGUCUGGCCUUCGGGGCACGAAUUAAAACGCUAGAUCCGUAGAAAUGCUCUCUAACUCCCUUAAAUCCCUAGUUCCCCUUUGCCUUGGAAAUUUUCAUACCCAACCCUAAUCUCCCUUCUGCCACAUGCAUCAUCCCCAACCCUAAAUUCCCUUGUGCCCCAAUUUAUCAUGGGGCGUCGGAAGAAAUCCCAAGCUUCCAAGCUCACCUCGGGUCAAGAUGACGACCCCCAUGACAACUUAUCGGAGAUCAGGAAAGCUUUAGUCGAAAAUGCCGCCCUCCAAGCCCAACUGAAGAAGGAGCUUUGCCUGCUACGCGCCAGUGAACCCGAAACGAAGAGCGCAAAUCCCACUGUGGUCGCUGGCAGUUCCAAGCGCAGGCCGUUGGGUCAAGACUCCCUCAAUAUGUUGCCGGCUUCCUAUGUGCUCGAUCCUUGCCCAAGGUCAGUGACUUGUGAAUGCGGGAAGAGUGUGGCUAGCAUGAAGCAGCCAAAGCAAGCAGAACAAACCAAGUGUGAGAGUGUGGCCAGCAUGAAGCAGCCAAAGCAAGCAGAAGAAACCAAGUGUGAGAGUGUGGCCAGCAUGAAGCAGCCAAAACAAACAGAAGAAACCAAGUGUGAGGGAACAGUCAAGAAGAGAUCCAAACCAAUUGCAAAGCAGAGUUGGAAACCACCGAUAACAGGAAUGCCUCUUUGGCUCCAAGCACCUCUACCGGAAACAGAACUCUUGCCCAGAAGAAAAUAAUCUUGCUGAAGGAGGAAGCACUUCCUUUUACUCAUUUCACUCUGUUAGACUGUUGCUGCUCCAUCUGUUGACUGUAAAAGUAAGUUCUGAAUUACAUUUGGGUUUUGAUAUUCCUUUUGCCCCUUGCUUGUUCUAUUCUACUGUAAUUGUGGUCCUACUCUUCAUCAAACACUUGAAUGUUUUAUGCAACAAUUUUAAAGAAUGUUUCAUAUAUCAUAUAUAUAUAUAUAUAUAUAUGAGAAUGGUUUUAGGC
Molecule: messenger RNA, 1317 nt
Organism: Prunus persica (peach)
Lineage: Eukaryota; Viridiplantae; Streptophyta; Magnoliopsida; Rosales; Rosaceae
Exons: 3
Coding region: 492-1064 (190 amino acids)
Source: RefSeq, a predicted model, not a curated record